UGCAGCGCCUGUGCCGUUUCGGUGCGGAAAGACCACGUUUGUCUCCGCUGGCGCUUCACUGCCGCUUUGGCAGCCAGACUGCGAGCUGUUUUCGGAAUCCGGAAAUGAUGAAAAAUGUUUCAGGGGGAAAAGACUUGACUUUUCGGAGGAAGCGAACAAACGGCGGGCUGAGGAGCAGAGAGUAGAAGAGAGAGAAGAAAAAGAAAAGAAGACGAGGAAAGGGAGUAACUGCAGACGGCGAGACCAAUGCGUAGAUAAAGUGAGAAAAGACAGAUUUCAUUACAGAGAAAUAGCAAGAAAACAUCCAUCGCGAGGAUAUUGCGGAAGAUCGGCUGCGGGGAAACUACGGCUGACUGGAGAUCCUCUGCGGGAAGAGCAUGGGAGAGGGUGGGAUCUGAGCCGGAGGAGCUGGCAUGUCCGAGAGGCUCGCACCCUGACCGCCGUGCAUGACCAGCGCUGGCCCAUGUCCCGGGACACGGUGUCGCCUUCGCAAGGGCCCGGCGGCCCGGAGACGGAGCUCCAGCGCGAAAGGCGCCCCUUUCUCUCCGGCGCUCAUGAUGAGACAGAUCAGCCAAAUGAGUCGAAGAACCCAGGGGAAGCGACAGGAAGCCUGUCUUGUGGAGAGGGGUGUGGCCAGGGUCACGUGACCGGGGAAAACAUUCUCAUGGAUGACCUCAUUAGAAAUCAGCCCCAGCGACUGCCCCCACCUGACGGAGCUUUGGCCCCGGACCCCCAGGGUAGCCCCUAUGCUGGCCUGAGCAAUGGUAAUGGGGUCCCCCCCCCGGGCACCACGCACACGGCCGCAGAGCCCAGGAAGCAGCCGUCGCCCGUCUCACACAAGGUGCAGCGCAAGCUACAGUCCAGCCUGUCGGUUAGCAGCGGUGGCAGCCAGAGGAGCAAGGGCAGCUCCACGGUCUCCCACAAGCCGGGCUCCUCCCCAGAAGACUGCUGUGUCCACUGCAUCCUGGCCUGCCUCUUCUGCGAGUUCCUCAGCCUGUGCAAUCUGGUGCUGGCACAGGCAUCCUGCGGCGGCUGCAGCUCAGAGGCCUGCUGCUGCUGCUGUGCAGACGACCUGGGAGACGACUGCAACUGCCCCUGCGACAUGGACUGUGGCAUCAUGGAUGCCUGCUGCGAGUCCUCCGACUGCCUGGAGAUCUGCAUGGAGUGCUGUGGGAUCUGCUUCCCCACAUAAAGGGGCCCACACCUGCUCAAGCUCACCUCCAGUGGCCACUUCACAUUGAUUCCCAAGAAGUUCAGGAUCCCCCCCGUUCUGUCAUGAACUUCAAAGAACCACAGACAAACUGUGAAGGUCCUCAGUGCAAAGAUAUCAAGAUGGUCCAACAUGGACACUUUAUCGACUACCGUGAUAUUGGUAACAUUUUUUACAAUAGAUAUCCUGUAUCAAAAUGAGUUUUUAUAAAGGCAAUAUAGUUUCCUAUGCUAGAGUAGGACUUAGCAACAUGCUACAUUAGUGUAAUGUUACGAGAAACCGUACAUCUGGUAUAAUGGGAUGGUGUGUGUGUCAGUCACAGGCUGCAUGGUGUGUGUGUCGGUCACAGGCUGCAUGGUGCGUGUGUCGGUCACAGGCUGCAUGGUGCGUGUGUCGGUCACAGGCUGCAUGGUGCGUGUGUCGGUCACAGGCUGCAUGGUGCGUGUGUCGGUCACAGGCUGCAUGGUGCGUGUGUCGGUCACAGGCCGCCUGUGCGUGUGUCGGUCACAGGCCGCCUGUGCGUGUGUCGGUCACAGGCCGCCUGAGCUGUCCUCCACCAGCUUUAGAAGCCGAAGCACAGUGCCCAGAGAGUGAUGCGGAAAUGUCCAUCUUACUGAUUCCAGACACACCAAAGAAUAUUCUGGAAGUCUAAGAAACAUGGAAGCUACAUGACACUGUAUCCCCUUCCAGACCAUCCCCUCGUUCUCGCGAUAGAGUAAAUCAGUAACCUUUUCUGUGAGAAAUCAGGGUUUUUAAUUGGAGUCUUUAUUGUAUUAAUCUUGGACAUUCUGUAGCAUAAAGAGCAAAUACUGUAGAAGUAAAAAAAUCUUUUGUUUUAACAUUGUCUACUGUAGCUUGCUAACCCUUUAAAUCAUUAUCCACUUCAAGCACACAAACUGUAAAAAUGUUGUUUAUUAGGAUGCAUAUUGCUUCCCAGCUGACGGCUUUAGUUACCUUAAGAAAAAGUGCAGAAACUGUACAGAAAAAUCAGCUGAGGAUUUUAUCAUUGUGAAGUGAAACUUACAGUCAAACUAAUGGGCGAGGUUUUUAUACUAAUUACUGAAAUGAGCUUCCUGCAGAAGGAAGGAGACUAGUUUAUCCUCUGUGCCUCUUGGAACAAAUUUAUUAACUCAGCAAAUGUUUAGCGGGAUGUUUGAGUAGCAGUUCAUCUACCAGCCUUUAAACUGGGCUUUUGUUGGGAUUACUGGCUUCCAGGACUGAUAUUUCAGUUUAUUUUGUUUUCAGUGUUACUACGUGAAGGUUUCUCCAUCUCUGUACCGUAGUGACCUGUCUCAGGAUCAGUGAACUUUGUUUCGCUUGCCAAACAGUUAAUUUCCUUUGGUAUAAUGUUCAAACCAAGCUGAUGUGAUUCCCAGCACGCAUUCACUUCACAUUAAUCCUUAUUAUUCAAAUAGUACUCAUUGGAAUGUGUUCCUGGAAGCUGAGAGUCAUCAAUAACCUACUUGGGGGGAUCAUUGUGACUCCAGCCAUGAUAAGUGACACUGGAUUGUGAGCAAAUCAAAGAAAUGCAAAAACGGUAUGUUUUACUGUACCGAGAAUGCGCGUUAGUGUGGGUCAGCAAAAAUCCCAUCACACAAGGCAAGUCUGUGAUGCUUGAUAGAAACAAUGCAAGUAAUUUGACAUACUUUACAAUAUUAGGAAGUCUUAUUUGGGAAUGUUGCGAUCAUUUUCCUUGGCUAAAAUAGAACCAUAUCUCUGUGCCAUUAACAGCAUCUGUAAUCCUUUGAUUGUGUGUGUGUGUGCGUGUGUGUCUGUCUGUGUCUGUCUGUGUGUGUCUGUCUGUCUGUGCCUGUGUGUGUGUCUGUCUGUCUGUGCCUGUGUGUGUGUGUCUGUCUGUCUGUGCCUGUGUGUGUGUCUGUGUGUGUGUCUGUCUGUGUGUGUGCCUGUGUGUGUGUGUGUGUGUGUGUUUUCAGCAGAUCAUCUCUGCAGCACAAGCUGCACACUAAUACAGGUCAAUACUAAACUAAGGUUUUUCUGUUCGAUCUCUGAUGUUUUUACUACUAGAAUUUAUUUGGUGUUACCUGGGAAAACAAGACAAAUGUGAAAGUCCAGUUUUAAAAUAGCUGAUAAGCUGAUAAAUUAGAUAACACAUUGGAUUUCUUUUUCAGAUUAUAGAUCCAAAUGCACUAGACCAGAGGUGCCCAGUUUGACAAUUGCGAUCUACUGGUGGAUCGCAAAGGUAGUGGGUAGAUGGCAUGGAAGCAACCGAGUCGGCUAGUCAGCCUCCAGUUAAUUUCUACUAAACUUAGGAAAGGGUAUAAAAAUGAAUGGGGAAGCUGGACCAAGUAAGAAGCCAAAAACCUGCCACUUCCAUACGGAAUGGGAGGAGUUGUUUAUUUUCACAAUGUCAUAUUGGAAGUGUGUUUGCCUCACAGUAUCUGUCAGUCUACCAUCGCUAUUCCGAAGAAGGGAAAUGUGGGCGGCGUUUUCGGACUGUUCAUAAAAACGACGACAUUAACCUCCCUCCGAAAAGCGAGCUGAGAAAGAGAAAGGUGAAGGAACUAAAAUCCCAGUUCAAUUCAAAAAUGCUUUAUUUAUCCCAAAGGGAAAUUAAUAAUGAUGAUAAAAAUAAUAAUAAUAAAUACUCGGUAUAUCUAUAACUAAAUAUAUGCUUUGUAUUUUUAUAGUAGGUAGAUCAUUUUCACUUGGUCAUUUAUAAGUAGCUCGCAAGCUGAAAAAGUGUGGGACCCCUGGGCUACACGUACACAGUGAGCUCCCCUUGAUAAUGUUAAUAGCAUUUCCUGUGUCCUAUACUGUAACUUUUGUCAUUUUUUUUCUAUACUGUAUCUGACAACAUUCAUAAUCCUGCUUUUGCUGUGUUUGUCAUUUUGAGUUGUUAUGCUGAACACUAUUUGGAAAAUAAAACCCAUUUCCUUUAA
Messenger RNA from Brienomyrus brachyistius, 4110 nucleotides. RefSeq names its product MyoD family inhibitor domain containing (gene mdfic). The record is from RefSeq and is a predicted model, not a curated record. NCBI's taxonomy places the organism in Eukaryota, Metazoa, Chordata, Actinopteri, Osteoglossiformes, Mormyridae. The coding region runs from base 464 to 1192 and encodes 242 amino acids. The transcript is spliced from 5 exons.